CUUGAACCUAAGAAAACUUGACAGCAGCCAUGAUUUCUCUCCGCCAACAACCAACCCUUCCCCUAGCCCUGAACUUUUCAGCACCGGUAACCCUCAACUCUUCAGCAUCGGUGCCCAAAAACCAAGUCUUCCUAGCCCGUCUCCGUACCUCCUCCUCGGCCGAUUGUAUCCUUGAAACUAAAAGAAUUCUUCGGGGUCGUUGUUACGAGAGUAUACCUCCUCCGGCUAACUGGGGUAUCAACAUAGUUGAGCGAGACCACGCCUUUGUCGUCACGAGGCACGGAAAAUACGUCAAAACUCUCCAAAGCGGCAUCCACUUGUUGAAUCCUUUUGUUGAUAAGAUUGUUGCCGUGCAAUACUUGAGGGAACAGGUAAUCGUAAUGCCAAUGGAAGUAGUACUCGGUGAUGAUCUAGUGGCUAUGGUUUAUUUUAAGCUUUUUAUAAAGGUUGUGGAUCCCAUUUUAGCAUCAUUUGGAUAUCCCUUUGUAGUAUUGUAUAAGGAUAGAGAACUCUGUCUAGAUUCUGUUUCUGCAUUAAUCAAGUUGGUUGAAACAGCAUUCCCUCCUCGUAGCAUGUUUGAAAAGAUGAUUUUCAAUCCGCUUUAUGACGAGUUGAGGAUGUUAUGUGAUCAUCAUUCUCACUAUGGAUUUCGUGGAUUUGUGGAGUUGGAAAUACUUGAAUAUUUUGAGAAAUUUGCUGAUAAAGUUUCCACGUAUGUGUCUAUUGACGAGGAUGAUGAAAUCAACAAAAUUGCAGCAGCUGGUGGAGUGAAGUGUUUGCAAUUUGAAUUGUGUUAUACUUACCUAAUGCGGAGGAACUCCAAGUUGAGGAUUACGAAGUGGAAGCAGCUGAUGGUGAUUCUUGAUGUACUUAUUUCUCUUUUUCUCCUCAACCUGCCCAGAGUGGCGAGAAUAAUGCAUGAGCAGUUCCUGGACAAAGUUAAUUCAAAGGCUGUGAAUAACGAGAUUGUCCAAGCUACAUACGAGAACUACAAGGUUCUUCUAGGAUCAGGGCUUAUAAAAUCAAGCUCAGAGGAGUGGUCCUUGUUAAAGAAUUUAGGUAGCUGGCUUGGGAAGUUAACUAUUAGUAGGAAUCAAGUUUUGAGGGCUCGUGAAAUAGACCCAAAGUCUUUGAUCAAGAAGGCAUAUGAGAAUGGUUGGAUGAUUGCUGUGAUCCCAUUUACUUGUAAGCUUUCAACACCAAUACCCAACAUUGGAACUCAUGUCAUCAUCAACAAGAAGCUAAGUGCCUUGGGGCUUGCACUUGUGGUUAACUCUCUGUUGACACGUUACAGAGUGGUUCCAAUUGCUAUGGACAGAGUUAUCAAAGAGAUUGUGUCUGGUAUUGUUCAACGCAGCAUUUCCAUAGCAACUCAAACAACAAAGGAUCUUGUCUUAAAGGACCAUGCAAUGGAGUCAGAUGAGACAUGGAUAUAUAAUGCAGCACACUUGAUGGUUGCAGGUUUGGCUGGAAGUCUUGCUCAUGUGACAUGCAAGGGUUUGAAUGUUGCAAGUGACCUGCUAGAACAAGCUUUGCAACUUGUUACUAAUGAUAACCUUGAUCUUGGCUGUGCAGUCAUUGAACAGGCUGCUACUGAUAAGGUGAUCUACUCAGAUGAAGAGCGCAAGUUCAACAAGGAUAUCACUGUUGGCCUUAUUCCAAGAGCUGCAACUGAGUUUGCCAUAUCUUUGCUCCAAAUUUUGGUCACUGAUGAAAGCAGAGUCGUCUCAGAAUUCCAUAAUCUUGUUGAUGCACUGGCGAAGCUUGCUGCCAAACCUGGGUCCUCUGAAUCAUCACAACAGUUGGUUGAUAUGAUCCGAAAUCCUUCUGCUAAUGUGGCUAUUUUUUUCUGGUGUAACUCUUGGAAAGCUCCUGAUCACUUGAUGGCAAACAAAGAAGAGAAUAGCAAUGUGGAGACCCAGGAACCAGAUCCUGCUGGUUUCAGGGAGCAACUCAGAGAACAUGAACAAUUACAAGAGGAAAAGAAAGAACUUCAAUCCGAGGCAUUUCUAAGAAUUCUACCUUUGCCCUUAUGGACUAGUUGCUUACCAGGGGCUAUGGUGUAGACAUAAAUUUCUAAAAUGGUCUCGAGUUGUCUGGUUUUUCAAGUGUACCCAUUGAGAAUCCAGUUAUAUAAAAAUAAUAUUGACAAGACUUUAAACUUCUGUUAACCUUUCUAUCUAUCCAUAGUGCAGUAAAUACUUUCACCUUUU
Molecule: messenger RNA, 2213 nt
Organism: Rubroshorea leprosula
Lineage: Eukaryota; Viridiplantae; Streptophyta; Magnoliopsida; Malvales; Dipterocarpaceae
Source: the annotation of a GenBank genome assembly